This is a messenger RNA of Kwoniella botswanensis, 2244 nucleotides long. RefSeq lists its product as uncharacterized. The record is from RefSeq and is a predicted model, not a curated record. The transcript has 9 exons. The coding region runs from base 1 to 2244 and encodes 747 amino acids. NCBI's taxonomy places the organism in Eukaryota, Fungi, Basidiomycota, Tremellomycetes, Tremellales, Cryptococcaceae. Gene Ontology annotation, molecular function: diphthine-ammonia ligase activity. Gene Ontology annotation, biological process: protein histidyl modification to diphthamide.
AUGACCACCUCUUCCUCCUCUACCCUACCAGGGGUCAAACACAAAGUGAUAGGCCUCGUAUCAGGUGGUAAAGAUAGCUGUUUCAAUCUCAUGCACUGCGUAGCAAAUGGUCAUGAGAUAGUCGCUUUGGCUACUCUCACACCGGAACCUGGAGUAGACGAACUUGAUUCACAUCUAUAUCAAUCUGUCGGUACCCACCUGUUGCCUCUCAUUGCGGAAUCGAUGAAUUUACCGUUAUAUACUAGAAUAAUCAAGGGCAAAGCCGUGUCGAAAGGCGCUGAAUAUGGAAGCAGGCUUCAGGGAGGUGAAGGAUCAGGUGAGAAGGGCGAUGAGACUGAGGAUCUGACUGAGAUGUUGAAAGAGGUCAUGUCUGCACAUCCCGAAGCUACUGCUUUAUCGUCCGGAGCCAUCCUGUCGACAUACCAGCGUCUACGUAUAGAGCACGUAUGCUCCCGUCUUAACCUCGUCUCUCUAGCCUACUUAUGGCAAUCCCAGCAGAUGCCACUGUUGAAUAAGAUGUUGAGCUGCGAGAUGGAAGUGGUCUUGGUGAAAGUUGCUGGUGUAGGAUUGGGCACGAAAGUCGUAAGGAAGACAUUAGGGGAAAUCAUGCCUUUGUUGACUAGACUCGAACAAACCUAUGGUUCUCAUCCAGCGGGCGAAGGAGGGGAGUAUGAAACUCUAACAUUAUCCACACCGUUGUUCUCACAUCGAGUGAAAUUAACCAAAACGAAAACGAUCGUGACUGAUCCAGAACCGUAUCCUGUCGCUUAUCUCAAGGUGGAGGAUGCAGAAUUAGAACCCAAGGAAGGUUGGGUGAAACCUACAGUCGAAGAAUUAAGGGAAAUGUUGGGUUUGGAUGAUGAGACACCAGGACAGGAAGGGGUGGAUGAAGAUGGGUUGGAAAUUUUGGAUGAGAUAAAGGGAAAUUUGAAUUUGGAGAGAUUGAACAUAAAUGAUGAGACACAGGAUAGGGGCAUUCACCAAAGUGGAGAAUCGUCUCAAGGGAAGAGCGAUGGAACGCCGAGAUUUGAGAGAAGAGGUAGAUGGUUCUGUGUUAGUGCUGAUGGGGUGACGAAAGAAGAUGAAGAUGUAGGUGAAGAGCUGAAAAUGUGCUUUGAUUCGAUAUCAAAUACCCUCAAAUCACAUAGUCUAUCCCUUCCCCUCCACUCAACUCACAUAACCCUCCUACUGUCAUCGAUGUCACUCUUCCUCCCUGCCAACGCAGCUUAUAAAACGUAUUUCGGAACUUCGCCACCUUCCAGAGCUACUGUGGCUGUACCACUACAGAACAAUAGAGUACGAAUCGAAGUUAUCGGAUUUGACGAUACACCCACGCUAUCUCCAUCUUCUUCGUCCUUGAAGUUGGUCGGAGAUAGGAAUGCCUUGCAUGUCCAGAGUUUAAGCUAUUGGGCACCAGCCAAUAUCGGACCGUACAGUCAGGCAGUCAUGGUAAAUCAACGUAUUCACCUAGCAGGUCAGAUACCCCUCUUACCCCCAUCCCUAACUUUACCUCUACCCCCAUCGAAAGGAUCGCCAUAUCCCCAUCAAGCAGUUUUGGCUUUACAGCACGUGGGUAAGAUCAUAGAUGUUUUGAAAAGUAGGAAUUAUACGGGUGGUGGAUGGAAGGGUUGGAUCGAAAGUUGUGUGGGGUGGUGGGCCCGACCUUCCUCUGGGGAUGAUGUUGGAGAUGGUGUGGGAGUGGUUAGGAAUGCUUGGAAAUUAUGGGUCGAGAAGACAUACUCGCAUCAACCACCAGUGAUAUUCGUCCAAGCUAAGGAAUUACCCAAAUCCGCUUUGGUAGAAUACCAAGUGAAUGUUCAUACAGGUCGAAAAGGUGUUGAUCCGCUACUUGAAACAUCAUCCAUUUCGAUACCUCAACAGUCAGAUUCAGAAGAAGACGAUGAUGAAGAUGAGGAUCUCAUUCUCUCAUACUGCUCUGGAUCCGAUGAGGAUCAGGAGGUAUGGUGGGAGAUGUAUGAAUGUUCGGGCAAGAACCAAGGUUCGAGAGCAGUCGUAUUCUCUCCGAGUAUCGAGUCUCUACUCAAGAUAUCUGAAUUGUCGGGGAUAAAGAAAGCAUUGGAGAAAGCUGUGACAGUUAGGAUAUACCAUUUACCUAACACCAGCGAUCAACUCAUGACGUUCACAUCUAUAUUGAAGUGUAAUUACACUCUGAUACCCGUGUAUAGUAUACAUGAUAAGAACGGUAAAGAAGCGAUGGUGGGAUUAGAGGUAUUUGGUAUAUAA